Messenger RNA from Polistes canadensis, 2223 nucleotides. RefSeq names its product tetratricopeptide repeat protein 5-like. The coding region runs from base 635 to 1990 and encodes 451 amino acids. The record is from RefSeq and is a predicted model, not a curated record. The transcript has 9 exons. Gene Ontology annotation, molecular function: protein binding. NCBI's taxonomy places the organism in Eukaryota, Metazoa, Arthropoda, Insecta, Hymenoptera, Vespidae.
GAUACCGAGACGAUGCAGCUUUCUGGGGAAGCCUCAAGCAUCGACUAGUCGGCUAUAUAACGACAGCUCGCUUUUCUGCAACGACCUGACUGCGGUCGAUUCUUCUUCCAAUGGCGGCAACCUAUCGACGCGCACUCUAUCGGCAACCCUGACGUAGUUAUCUUUUUAGUUACUAAUGCUAGAAUUGAUCGGUCAUCCAAUUGGAUGAAUCUGAUUUGUGAAAUAUGUGCUCACGAAUGGAUAAUACUAGAUAAUAGUAAUUUCUCUUCCUUCCUUUUUUUUUUAAUAGCCCUCAUUUACUUUUUAUACUAUAAUUAAUUUCAUUGGUUAAACCCAACGAGAACGGGAAUUAGUGUGGACAUUCUAAGAAGAAAUUAUUACGACAGAACUGCUACCUAGUGGUACGAAUGGAUUAUGAGUCUAUUACCUUUUCUAGUACACGGUGAUGUUGGAUAAGAUCUCAUGAUCUAUGUAUAACCUCGUAAACUAUCGGCUACUGUUUUGACAGCUCUAUAAUAACGGAGCAAUCCGCACAAUUUUGCAUUAUGAGUAUUCGUAAUGAUUAUUUGAUGUUUAUUUGACGAUUAAUAACUUAUUUUUAACCGUUUAUAUCGUUAAAUUUCUCGAAAGAAAAAUGUCUACAAUUAUAGACGAUAAAGUGGUCGCAGGAGCCAAAAGUUUAAAUACUAUUAAAGAAGAUCCCAUUGUAGCAUUGACAGAGAAAGUAAAGUCUCUAUAUCUCUUUCGGGAUCAUUAUUUUGAAAAUCAUCUUAUUAAAGAAGCUAUUAAAAAAAAUAGUGAUGUUGAGAAAGAAAUGAAAGAAACUAUAAGUAAAUUUGAUGAAUGCAAAGGUUAUGAAAUAGAUGGUAGCCGGGCAAAGUAUUAUUAUUUGAAAGGAAAGGCUUUAAACGUUGUAGAUCGUUAUAUUCCUCAAGCAGAAGAACUCUUGAGUAAAGCUGUUAAAUUAGAACCAAAUCUAACUGAAGCCUGGAACGAAUUAGGAGAAUGUUAUUGGAAGAAUGAUGAUAUUCAACAGGCUAAAAAUUGUUUCGUUGGUGCUUUAUCUCAUGGUAAGAAUAAAGUCUCUUUACGUAAUCUAUCCAUGGUACUAAGACAAGAACCAACUUCGACCAGUGAACAGCGUGCACAGAAUAUUCAACAAGGUGUUGAAUAUGCCAAGGAAUCUGUCAGCUUAGAUACAACGGAUGGUACCUCUUGGGCAAUAUUAGGAAAUGCAUAUUUGUCUUCCUUUUUUACACUUGCACAAAGUCCUAACACUUUACGUCUUUGUAUGUCAGCGUAUACACAAGCAGAAAAAGAUAUUGUAGCAAAAAGUAACCCAGACUUAUUUUAUAACAAAGCUAUUGCAUUAAAGUAUCAAGAAGAAUAUAAUUUAGCAUUAAAUUCGUUUGAGAGAGCAAUGUCAUUGGAUCCAACAUGGGAAACCCCAUCCAAUAAAAGAGAUGAACUGUUACAAUAUUUAAAAGAUGUGCAAAAUUUAGUAAAUACAAAUGGACGUGUUAAACCAAAAAGGCUUUAUCAAAUGAUUAGGGCAUUGGAUGCUAAACACUUAGGACCAUAUAAAGGUGGAUCAUUUACAUCGGGUGAAAACUCUAUAAAGUUAGAUUUAAUACCAUUGAAAAGUUUAGUACUUGGAAUAAAUAGGGAGAAAGUUGUACUUGGAAAAGUAGUAUGCUGGAUUCAAGACUCCGAUUGUGUACCUUUUGCAUUUUGUCUUGUUGACCAUGAGAAAACUUGCAUCGCUGUUACGCUAUAUAAUUUAGCUAAGGGUAGAGGAGUUACGGUAGGUGAUUCGGUCGCUAUUCCUGAGCCUUUUGUCAUUCAUCACAAGUUUUCUUAUAUGAACAACGAUUUUGACUUCAAGUCUAUACGCGUUGAAACACCGAUCAUAUUAGUCGUUAACGGAAAAAAAUUGGGUCUCGAGCAACAAGCUGGAGUUAAGUUACAUACUUUUAAGAAAACCGACUGAGAUAAAUUUUUUAAAGAAAAUGUCGAUAUAAUUUUGUGAAAAUUGAUUACCGCAUUAUCGUAUAACUUUAUUUAACUUUAUAAAAAAAUAGUAGGAUAGUAUUAGAAGAAAACUGGUUAAAAAGAUUUUUACAAAUAAAAAUAUAUCCGAUAUUGCGGUUAAUUAAAUUUUCUUAUGUUAUAUAAAAUAUAAUAUAAUAUAUUAUAUAUAACAUUAGUUUAUAAUGAACGAGU